AUGAUUAUUGGCAACUUUAAGUUUUUCAAGAAUUUAUUCUCUGGACAAUCCUAUGAACUUGAAUAUGGGAAGUACAGCGAGGUAGGAGACGUAAAAUACAGCUUCUCACAGAAUUACAGCUAUUACCCGUCGGAAUACUCCAGCUCCGAUGUUUGUCAGGAUUAUCUUACCCCAAAUAUUUACUGUCAGAAAUACAUCACAACCACUGAAACUCGUACAUAUAGGAGGUCUUACAACAGUUACUAUAACCGUACCUAUACCUACACAUACCGAGGCUGCUCUGAAAAUUACACCCUUUACAGAGACUUCUGCUACGAAACCUGAGGCGACGGCUAUAUCGCCUCGGACCCCCAGACAAUGCCUUGUGAUGACGGAAAUUACUGGAGUGAAGAUGGCUGAUCUAGUGACUGAACUGUCGAGGAAGGCUACUCUUGAACUAUAACUGAGCUUAACAAAAGUUAUUGUAUCAAAGACUGAGGCAGCGGGAUCUUCGACCCGACCAAGCAGGAAUGAAAUGACGGCAACAAUCUCAAUGGUGAUGGGUGAGAUAGCAAUUGAAAGAAAGAGGAUAACUACACCUGCACAAAUACAGUCGGAGAUAUUAGCUACUGAGAAAAGUCAUGAGGAAAUGGAGUCAGGGAGAAUUUAGAAGAAUGAGAUGAUAAGAAUUCUAUGAGCUAUGAUGGCUGUGAUAGUAGUUGAAAAUUAGAGUUUAACUAUGAAUGAAAGCCAGAUGCAUCAGGUGUUGAUGUCUGACACUCGAAGUACUUCCCUCCCAUAAUUUUGAAGAAUGCUCACAACUCUCAAAUUCAAGAAAUAACUUACACUUUUAAUGACACUAUGAAGAAUGUUUCAUUUACUGAUGAAGAUAUUGGCUGAGAAUUUUAUGGGCCUUCUAGUGACUACACUGUUAGUUGUAAUGCAGCCUUGGAAUCAGAUUCGAAGCUUAAAAUCAAAUAUAGUAUCUCUCCUCCGAUUAUUGGAGGUGUUGGAGAACUAUUAUUAGUCAAGUUCUAUAAAGUAGAGUCUUUCAAAAGUGAAAACCUAAUUCCAAUCUCUACAUCCUUUGAAUACAAAUACCAAUUCACAACUGUAGAAGCUUCAGAGCAAGCACAAGCUACUGGUGAGGGAGCUUCUUACACUUUCGUCUUUUCAUUUGGUGUUUCCUUGGUUGUAAGUGUUCUGACUGGAGGUUCUAUGGAAUUGAUGUGGAGUCUUGCUAAUACCCUCCAAAUAGUCUUCAUUCUUGGACUUUUGAAUCUAUAUUACCCUCCGAACCUAUCAGUUAUAUUCAGUUAUCUAAAAUAUUCAAACUUUGACAACCCAGUGACUCAGGCUCUUUCUUCGUUUGCUUUCAAAAGCAUUAACAUCAUCGACUCUCCCAUCAGCGCAGAAUUUGAGAAGCUUGGGUUCUCUUCAACUAACUUUCUGAAGAACUCUCUUGACAAAGUUUUCUUGCUGCUCUUACUAGGAUUGUUUGUGUUGAUUAUCUACCUGAUGUUUAGGUGUCUGAAGAAGAAAUCAACAUGGUUUGCUAAGAAGAUUCAAAAACUCGAUCUCGCUCUUCGCUAUCAGUCAUGAACAAGACUUAUCGUAGAAAUGUCAAUGAACCUAUCAGUCUCUGCAUUCAUCAAUAUCUUUUACGACAAUCCCAAUGGAACUAUCGGCUUGUGCUCCUACAUCUUAGCAGUAUCUCUCCUAAUAUUAAUGGCAUUCAUCGCUAUCUACGUAACAAUAUUCCCUAUUUACUUCUAUAUUGACAUCAAAAUUGUUCCACACCUUUUUGAAAGACAUUCUUUCCUGUUUAAGGAAUUUCAAGCUUCUAAGCCAGAGUGCCUUUAUUAUUACUCUUACUUCAUCAUCAGAAGAAUAUUGAUGGCUGGUGUAAUUGUCUGACUGAGAGGAAGGAACCUUAUCCAGCUUAUCUGAAUGGUCAUUCUGUUCUACUCAGUCUGAAAGUACCAGUUGGUCUACAGGCCUUUUAAGUGUCAGGUGACCAACUUCUUGAGCUGUGUGAAUGAGACUUUCUUGCUGAUGUUUUGUUUCAUCCUAUUUGCCUUUGAAAGUCCUGGAGACCCAACCACAAUUCAGAUGUUUGGAUUUGUUGCCAUUGGGUUCUUAGCUGUGUUCUUUAUUCUGAACUGGGGAGUAAUUUUUCCAUUAAAAAUAAAAGAUUUUUGCUCAUUUGUUCGAGAAAAAUGAAGAAAGAAAACACUUGAAGAGAAAGAAGAAGAGCAUAGAAAAAGGGCAAAGCAAACUCCUUCAUUAUCAACUCCAGAAAGCCCAAAAUCUUCUCAGAAUCCGAAAAACUCGAACUAG
Messenger RNA from Moneuplotes crassus, 2319 nucleotides. NCBI's taxonomy places the organism in Eukaryota, Ciliophora, Spirotrichea, Euplotida, Euplotidae. The record is from the annotation of a GenBank genome assembly.